Messenger RNA from Phyllopteryx taeniolatus (common seadragon), 2076 nucleotides. Its product is annotated as 5-hydroxytryptamine receptor 3A-like. Gene Ontology annotation, molecular function: transmembrane signaling receptor activity; neurotransmitter receptor activity; extracellular ligand-gated monoatomic ion channel activity. Bases 37 to 1299 code for a protein of 420 amino acids. The transcript is spliced from 9 exons. Gene Ontology annotation, biological process: nervous system process; monoatomic ion transmembrane transport; signal transduction. The record is from RefSeq and is a predicted model, not a curated record. Gene Ontology annotation, cellular component: membrane; neuron projection; synapse. NCBI's taxonomy places the organism in Eukaryota, Metazoa, Chordata, Actinopteri, Syngnathiformes, Syngnathidae.
UGUUUCCAAUGCAGUCAAAGGUGGCUUCUCGUGGCCAUGCUGUCACAAACGCAACUCGCUUCGGGUCGGUGGUGGGCGGCGCUCUUAUGGACUCUACUCACUCUAGGAGGUGCAAACGCUGCGGACAAAUGCACGACUCGCCGAUGUCUGGCGAAUGAGCUCGUCAACAAAAAAUUGAUAACGCAGCCGCAGCGUAACAAUUGCUCCGAGUACAUAUACGUGUCAUCGAUUGCGUAUCAGACCCUCAAAGUUGACACAAAGAAUCUUCGUUUAGGUUGUCGUCUACAGGCCACAAUUGAAUGGACCGACGACGACUUGUACUGGGACCCGUCCGUUUACCCGUAUGACGAGGUCAUCCUGCCCGUAAGCAAAGUCUGGAGCCCGGACAUAUUUGUGACCAAUGGCAUAUCGGCAAGCACGCACAACAGCUUCCGUGACUUGAUCGUGUUCAGCAACGGCACCUUGAGGCACAGUGUGGUGAUGGCGGCCGAGGUCAACUGUGAGUUUAACCUCUUCAACUACCCGUUCGCUGAGGACCAAUGUCCCGUGGCCAUCCAGACCUGGUCCACUCAAGGCUGCGGUACAACCAUGGAAAUUGGCAAAGUGGAGGUGUUCGACGGGAGCCAUGGAGACUGGGAGACGUUGGGCGCGUACCUCCACUCAUCUGAUAACAAAUAUUAUAUCUCGGUGGUGUUGAAGAUCCGGCAGCAGAACCCGUUCAUCACGCUGCUGCUGCCCAGCAUUCUGAUCAUCCUGGCCGACAUGGUGAGCUUCGCCCUGCCGCUGGGUUGCGGCGAGCGCAACUGCUUCAAGGUCACCCUGGUGCUCAGCUUCACCAUGUUCCUGCUCAUCCUCAACGACCAGCUGCCCGGCGACAGCGAGUGCAGCCCCGUGAUAAAAAACCACUUCUGCGUGUGCCUGGUGAUGCUGGUGGUGAGCAUGCUGGUGUCCAUGGUGCUCACGCGGGUGGCCAAGGAUGGAGGCCUCAUCUUCUGCUGCUCUUCCAGGCGAGCAAAGACCGCAAACAAGCCAGAGGGAGCUGAUCAGGAAGUCACAGCGGACAUCAGCGUCAUCCGGCUGGACGACCCCGAGGAAAAUCGGAUGCACCGAAAGGUGACCGACUUCCUGGACGCCAUCAAAGCCAAGGAAGCGGAUUGCGAGCGCAACGAGGCGUUCGCCGACACGAUCGACAAAACCUUUUUCUGGUUCUAUUUCAUUCUGGGCACCUUGUACUUUUGCGCUAUGAUCACGGUGAUGGUGAAAUACGAAUGCAACGUCAACCACUUGGAUUUCUGGUGAACGGCGGUCCGUCCUGGGAAGUAACCCAGUCCAAAUACGUUGUUGCGGUACUUAAGAUUUUUCAGGUAUCUAUACUUGACACGUCUACUCCUUACAUUUGAAAACAUGUGUGUCCUUUAUACUACUUGCUUUGUUUUUCAACCUCCACAGAUGAUGACACAACGCACAAAAACAAACAAAACAAAACAAAGGAAUUAGAGAGGUAAAAAUCAACCCUGGUUGAUGAGAUUCUAAUCAAUUGAAAUCUUGAGGUCGCAACCGAUUCGGUAGUUGGGAACGAGAAUGAUUGGUGGUGAACGUUCCAAAAACAUUCUCGGGUUCAAAAAUUCUCACAACAAAAUCCGUUCACACAAGGUGUAUUUAUUUAUUUUUUUUCUGUUGUCAUUCGCUAAAUUUGCAGUUUUUGUUACUGGAAUCACCAACGCUAGCUACCUAGCUAGCUAGCUUAAACCACAACAUGCGACGUGACGUGAUCAUUUUCUUCUUCUUCCCAGUCUGCACACUAUCAAAACAAGCAUUUAUAUGUAGCAGUGAAAAUUGAUUUAGCAUAAUUACAUUUCACAGUGUGUACUUUUUACAACGUGGAGGAUUGAAUCAGUACGUCUAAUACUACCGUCGUUUUUUUUGUUUUAUAGACGAGUACUUUUGCCACGUGUGGUAAAGUUAUUGAGCGACACUCAAAUGCAUGAAUACCAUUUAUUGCAACACCUAUAGUAACGCUGCACAUUUUAUUCUUCCAUUAAACGUAUUGUAUUAAUAAAAGAAAACAAGUUUUCU